Arabidopsis arenosa is the source of this 1139-nucleotide messenger RNA. NCBI's taxonomy places the organism in Eukaryota, Viridiplantae, Streptophyta, Magnoliopsida, Brassicales, Brassicaceae. The record is from the annotation of a GenBank genome assembly.
GGAAGCAAACCCUGUCGUUUCUACCACCCAAGAAGAUAACGGCGGCGAUGGCGGAUAUCUUACCACCGUUAACGACGAAAGAAGCCUUUGAGAAAGUUGAUAACUCGAACCUCACUCGUCCUGUUGGAUAUGACUACGUCGAUAACGAAGCUCACGACCUGUUAAAGCGUGGUUAUUUCAGGGGUUUAUAUUUAGACUACUACCCUGCCUUUUUUGAUGAAAAGCUUCUUAUCAGUGCAAGGACGGAGCCAGAACAUUAUGAGCUUGGUGCCUCCUACUACUUUCACCCAAAGCUGCAAUUUAGUGGAUAUGUUAAUACUUAUGGUGGACUAACUGCAGUAGUGUACGCCAGAACUGAUAAUUUGAUUAUUGUUGCAGGGACUGAGCUGAGAAAUGCACGUUUGUACAUGGCAGGAGCGGGCUUUGAAUACCUGGCUCUAAACUACAGAGCUCAACUUGAACUUUCGAGCGAGAGGGAUAUCGGCGUAUUUAGAGCAUCAUAUAUCCACCGUGUGACACCUCGUCUAUCUUUGGGUGGUGAGUUCUUCUGGUCCAGUGUGUAUCAAAAGUUGGGUGUAGGUUAUGCUGCAAGAUACGAGACCGAUAAGAUGGUCGCCUCUGCGAAAGUUGGAAGCACUGGUGAUGUACUUAUGACUUAUGUUCGUAAGAUUUCAAAAAAGGUUUCACUCGCCACUGAUUUUGAGUACAACAUCUUUUCAAGAGAUGAUGUUAUAGCUAGUGUUGGAUAUGAAUGCAAGAUUUCUAAACAGUCUACUGUCCAGGGAAAGAUUGAUUCUAACGGUGUUGCAUCUGCAUUUCUUCGGAAAAAAUUAACUAUGGGUCUCGAGUGUCUUCUAUCUGCAAGUUUGGGUCGUAAGAACAGGGAUUGCAAGGUUGGUUUGAGGUUAAUAUGUGGUUAAGAACUGCAUAAAAGAUGAGCAAAGGACAAAGACUACAUGAUAUGAAUGUGUAUAUGAAUGGAGAAAAGAAUUAACUAGUACAGAGUAGAGACUCUUUUUUUGUUUAGGUUAGAUUCAGAUAUUUAGUGGGUUAGACUGGUGCAACUGCAUUGUCAAGUGAGUUAGCAAUUUGUUAGCUUUCUUGUUUUCCACAAGAACUAAUAUAAUAUACUUCAUUCC